GAGCGGACACCAGGCUGAAGUUCACCAUAGAACCUGCUCUGGGCAAGAACGGCUUCCAGCAGUGGUAUGAUGCUCUGAAGGCUGUGGUCAGACUUCCUACCGGCAUCCCUAAGGAGUGGAGGAAGAGGGUAUGGCUGACUCUAGCUGAUCAGUACCUCCACAGUAUCUCUAUCGACUGGGACAAAACUCUCCGCUUCGCUUUCAACGAACGCAGUAACCCUGACGAUGACUCACUGGGCAUCCAGAUUGUUAAGGACCUGCACAGGACAGGUUGUAGUUCAUACUCCGGCCAGGAGGGGGAGCAGGACAGGGUGGUGCUGAAGAGAGUACUCUUGGCGUAUGCUCGCUGGAAUAAGGCUGUAGGAUACUGUCAGGGCUUCAACGUACUGGCAGCUCUCAUACUGGAGGUUACAGAGGGCAACGAGAGCCAUGCACUCAAGGUGAUGAUCUACCUGAUAGACAAGGUGCUACCAGAGAGUUAUUUUGCCAACAACCUGCGUUCUCUGUCUGUGGACAUGGCUGUGUUUAGAGAUCUCCUGAGGAUGAAGCUCCCUCGUCUCUCACAGCACCUACACCACCUGCAGAAGACUGCUAAUAGAGAGGCUGGAGGCAGCUACGAGCCUCCUCUGACCAACGUAUUCAUGAUGCAGUGGUUUCUGACCAUGUUUGCUACCUGCCUGCCCCCCAACACCGUACUAAAGAUCUGGGAUUCUGUGUUCUUCGACGGCUCUGAGGUUCUACUGAGAGUAGCUCUGGCUAUCUGGUCUCACCUGGGGGAGCGUAUAGAGAACUGUCAGACAGCAGACCACUUCUACAGCACCAUGGGCUGGAUCACUCAGGAGAUGCUGGAGAACAGCCUCGUAGACUGUAGCCACCUCAUGCAGACAGUGUACUCCAUGGCAGUGUUUCCAUUCCCUCAGCUGGCUGAACUCAGAGAGAAAUACACCUACAACAUCACCCCCUUCCCCACCUCCAACCCUAACGGCAGUGGUGGUCUAGGUGACUGGGAAGGUGAUGAAGAUGUUGAAGAUGAUGAAGAUGCAGUGGUGACAGCAGCGUUGGGGUGUUUGGGCCCACUGGGGGGGCUGUUAGCUCCAGAACUACAGCGGUACCAGAGACACAUCAAAGACCAGCGUGUGGGGGAGCAGGGGGUUAACAUGGCAGACCUGAGUCCCGGGGCGGUAGGGGGUGUUGGGUCGGGGGGGGGCCGAGCGGAGCAUCAAGCAGCCAUCAACAGUAUGAUGCAGGAGAGGAUGAGUACUGACAUCAGCGCUCUGAAGAAACAGUACUCACGUAUCAAGAGACAUCAGCAACAACAGGCCAGGCAGCUGUACAUUCACACAGACAGGUGUCCAGUCACCAGCGUGCUAGGGUCUCAGCUCCGUCCCUCUCCUGUCGUCAACCACCUGUUGCUAGGCAGGAAGCCCAGGAACAGCCUGACACACCCUCCCUCCAGCCUGCUAGGCGCCCCCCAGGCACAGUCCAGCCCUGCCAACCCUGGCCCUAACCCUACCCCAAGGGGGGAGAGGGGGAGGAACCGACUGGUAUCUCAGGCUGAAGACUGUCACAGCAGGGUGGGGUCCCCCUGGCGCGCCCACGUACGUGCCCACCGCAGGAACAUAGCCCGAGCACGGGUACAGCUAGGGUUUGGCAACAUGGAGGAGGAGGAGGAGGAGGACAGACACACUCAUCAGACGAAGGAGGAGGAGGACAGACACACUCAUCAGACGAAGGAGGAGGACAGACACACUCAUCAGACGGAGGAGGAGGACAGACACACUCAUCAGACGAAGGAGGAGGACAGACACACUCAUCAGACGGAGGAGGAGGAGGACAGACACACUCAUCAGACGAAGGAGGAGGAGGAGGAGGACAGACACACUCAUCAGACGGAGGAGGAGGAGGAGGAGGACAGACACACUCAUCAGACGAAGGAGGAGGACAGACACAGUCAUCAGACGAAGGAGGAGGAGGAGAGAGAUGGAGUGGGCGAGGGAAAGGCUGCUGAUGAUGAUGAUGAGGAGGAGGAGGAAGAUGGUAGUCACCUCCCUGUGUCUCCUGCCCAGGCCUUCAGUAAGGAGGUGCCAGCUGUGGUGGAGAAGGAGGUGGAAGUGGAGGAGCACCUGGUGUCUCUAGAGCUGAAGUCUGGAUCAGAACCAAACCAGACCCCACCUCCACAACCCUCCUCUCUAAACUAUACCCCCUCUCCCACAGAGACCACCCCACCUCCACAACCCGCCUCUCCCACAGAGACCACCCCAGACACGCUACCCUCCUCUCCCACAGAGACUACCCCAGACACACUACCCUCCUCUCCCACAGAGACUACCCCAGACACACUACCCUCCUCUCCCACAGAGACCACCCCAGACCCACAACCCGCCUCUCCCACAGAGACCACCCCACCUCCACACACCCGCCUCUCCCACAGAGACCACCCCACCUCACACUACCCUCCUCUCCCACAGAGACCACCCCACCUCCACUACCCUCCUCUCCCACAGAGACUACCCCAGACACACUACCCUCCUCUCCCACAGAGACCACCCCAGACACACUACCCUCCUCUCCCACAGAGACCACCCCAGACACACUACCCUCCUCUCCCACAGAGACCACCCCACCUCCACUACCCUCCUCUCCCACAGAGACCACCCCAGACACACUACCCUCCUCUCCCACAGAGACCACCCCAGACACACUACCCUCCUCUCCCACAGAGACCACCCCAGACACACUACCCUCCUCUCCCACAGAGACCACCCCAGACACACUACCCUCCUCUCCCACAGAGACCACCCCAGACACACUACCCUCCUCUCCCACAGAGACUACCCCAGACACACUACCCUCCUCUCCCACAGAGACCACCCCAGACACACUACCCUCCUCUCCCACAGAGACCACCCCAGACACACUACCCUCCUCUCCCACAGAGACCACCCCAGACACACUACCCUCCUCUCCCACCAUCCCAGAGCUGCCUGUCCCUGUCCUUCCUCUUCCUCCUCCUCCUCCAUCACACCACCACCACCACAGUCAACAGUCUGACCCUCCAGUCUCCUCUCAGAACAUCUACUGUAUGAGACGCUCCCCAGGUGCACCUGUUUCCCCCUUUAACCCCCCCACCCCUGGUACACCGCUUACCCCCUCCCUCCCUCUCUCCUGCCCCUCCGUGCCCCAGGACCGACCCAGGGCCUCCCCCCAGCAGGUGGUGUUCUCUCCCUUCCCCAGUGUGAAGCAGCACAGGAGGUCAGCUGCAGCCCGUAACCUGGGACUCUAUGGCCCCACAGCCAGAACCCCCACGGUUCACUUCCCUCAGCUCAGCCUGACCCGUACCACCUCCACCGUCACCACCAGGAAGCGCUAGAGGGACCGCGAGUGACUGGCUCUGGCAGAUACAGCCCGGUUCUUUCUGAUGGUCUGGCUCUGGCAGAUACAGCCCGGUUCUUUCUGAUGGUUCUGGCUCUGGCAGAUACAGCCCGGUUCUUUCUGAUGGUCUGGCUCUGUACCUGAGAGAAACAGACUGAGUCAGCAUGUGUCAGUAUCCGCUAUGGUCUGAUCCACUGCUGUGUGUAGCGGUGUGGGUCACUGGGACAGAGGACGAGCUGCUGUGGACUGGGUCUGUCUGUGUGAACGGCAUCAUGGAACAUCUCUGUCCUCAUGUUAUCUUCCCAGGUCAAGUUGUGUUGAACCCUUCAGCACCUUCCUCCUCUCUGCUGAGUUCUGUUUCUGUCCAAUGUUUCUCCACAGUAAGACCCCAUACUAAAAGAUCCAUAGACCAUAUUAUGUCAAUGAUCUGAUUGUAUUGUUCCCUACAGUCUGAAUGAUCUGAUUGUAUUGUUCCCUACAGUCUGAAUGAUCUGAUUGUAUAGUUCCCUACAGUCUGAAUGAUCUGAUUGUAUAGUUCCCUACAGUCUGAAUGAUCUGAUUGUAUUGUUCCCUACAGUCUGAAUGAUCUGAUUGUAUAGUUGGUAAAAGGACCCACACCAUUCUGGGGCCAGAGGUCACUGCACUCCUAAUAAAGAAAGUGAAAGGAU
This is a messenger RNA of Coregonus clupeaformis (lake whitefish), 4040 nucleotides long. RefSeq names its product TBC1 domain family member 30. Lineage: Eukaryota; Metazoa; Chordata; Actinopteri; Salmoniformes; Salmonidae. Gene Ontology annotation, cellular component: endoplasmic reticulum. The record is from RefSeq and is a predicted model, not a curated record.